Messenger RNA from Myiozetetes cayanensis, 4794 nucleotides. It is a transcript of the gene IRF2BP2, whose product is annotated as interferon regulatory factor 2 binding protein 2. NCBI's taxonomy places the organism in Eukaryota, Metazoa, Chordata, Aves, Passeriformes, Tyrannidae. The record is from RefSeq and is a predicted model, not a curated record. The transcript has 2 exons. Gene Ontology annotation, biological process: regulation of transcription by RNA polymerase II. Gene Ontology annotation, cellular component: nucleus. The coding region runs from base 148 to 1887 and encodes 579 amino acids. Gene Ontology annotation, molecular function: transcription corepressor activity.
GAAGGCGAGGGGGAGGGGGCCCGGCGGACGGUCCCGCUGCGGCCGCGGCACCCGAGCCUGCCCGUCGGGACUCCGGUGGCGAGGGGCGGAGGCGGCGGCGGCAGGAGCCGGAGCGGGGGGCGCUCGCCGCUGCCCCGGGGCCGGGACAUGUCGUCGGCGGCGGUGGCGGCUGCUUCCCGCAGGCAGUCGUGCUACCUGUGCGAUCUGCCCCGCAUGCCCUGGGCCAUGAUUUGGGACUUCACCGAGCCCGUCUGCCGGGGCUGUGUCAACUACGAGGGCGCCGACCGCGUGGAGUUCGUCAUCGACACGGCGCGGCAGCUGAAGCGGGCGCACGGCUGCUUCCCCGAGGGCCGGGCCCCGCCACCGCCCCACGCCAAGCAGCCUUCGCUCUCCGCCAAGGAGCUCCUGGCGCAGCAGCAGCAGCUCGGCCACCCCGCGGCGCCGGAGGCGGCGGCGCGGCCCCCGCCGCAGCCCCUGGAGCGCUACUCGCUGGCUGCCGAGCGGCCGCCGCCCCGGCUGGGCGCCGAGUACGGCGGCGGCCGGCACGUCAACGGGAUCCUGGUGCCCAACGGCUUCCCCAAGCCCGAGGAGCCGCCCGAGCUGAACCGGCAGAGCCCGAACCCGCGGCGAACGCACGCCGUGCCGCCCACCCUAGUGCCGCUGGUGAACGGCGCUGGGCUUCCCGGCGCCAUCGGCGGCCUGGGCAGCCGCGCCGCCGCCGCCUCGCUGGCCGCCAUUUCCGCCGCGCCCGCCCCGAUGGCCGUGCCCGUGCCCCAGCAGCCGGCGGCGGCGGCGCAGGCGGCGGGGCAGGCGGCGGGGCAGCCCGGCGAGCUGGGGCACAAGCGCCCUGGCUCCGUCUCCUCCUCCUCGUCCUCUGGUGGCGGCGGAGGCGCGGCGGGGGAGCACGACGGCGGCGCCAAGGAGAAGCGGGGCUCUGCCGAGAGCCUGCCGGCGGCGGCGGAGCUGGCCGCCGAGGGCAAGGGCCGGCCGGUCGGCGAGCAGGAGUGGCUGGCCAAGCCCAAGACAGUGCGGGACACGCUGCUGGCGCUGCACCAGCACGGGAGCCACGCCGUGCCCCCCUUCGACAGCAAAUUCAAGAAGGAGCCGGGCAUGGCGGGCGGCAGGCUGCUGGGCUACGAGACCAAUGGCUCCGUGGCCAAGCCAGGGGCCCGGGCCGCCCGGAAGAGGAAGCCUUCCCCCGAGCCGGAGGGCGAAGCUGGACCCCCGAAGAUCAACGGGGAGGUGCAGCCCUGGCUGCCCACCUCGUCGGAAGGGAUGAAGCUGCCGCUGACGGCCACCCCGUUCAUGUCGCCCCCGCCUCCCACCGCCUCGCCCCACUCCAACAGGACCACGCCGCCCGAGGCGGCCCAGAACGGCCAGUCCCCCAUGGCCGCCCUCAUUCUGGUGGCGGACAAUGCCGGGGGCAACCACGCCUCCAAAGACGCCAACCAGGUCCACUCCACCACGCGGAGGAACAGCAGCAGCCCCCCUUCGCCCUCCGCCAUGAACCAAAGAAGGCUGGGCCCCGGCAGGGAGGUGCCGGGCCAGGGGGCCAACGCGGCGGCGGCGGGCGGGCUGGAGCCCGUCCACCCCGCCAGCCUGCCGGACUCGUCUCUUGCCGCCAGCGUCCCGUUGUGUUGUACGCUCUGCCACGAGCGCCUGGAAGACACCCACUUCGUGCAGUGCCCCUCCGUCCCCUCCCACAAGUUCUGCUUCCCCUGCUCCCGGCAGAGCAUCAAGCAGCAGGGCGCCAGCGGCGAGGUGUAUUGCCCCAGCGGGGAGAAGUGUCCCCUGGUCGGCUCCAACGUCCCCUGGGCCUUCAUGCAAGGGGAGAUUGCCACCAUCCUGGCCGGAGAUGUGAAAGUGAAAAAGGAGAGGGACUCGUGACUCGCCUGCGCUCACCGCCCGACGUCACCUUGAACUCGAACUGCUCGAAUUAUGUAUAUAUCUAUAAAUAUAUAUAUAUAAAUAUAUAUAUAUCUCCAAGACAAGGGAAAUGUAGACUUCAUAAACAUGGCUGUAUAAUUUUGAUUUUUUUUGAAUACAUUGUGUUUCUAUAUUUUUUGAAGACAAAAGGUAUGUACUUAUUAUAAAGGCAUUUCUUCUAAUUCUUCUCUUUUUUUGCCGGUUUUUUUCCCCUUUUGUUAUAGCAACUAUUUGUUGUGCUUCCCUGGUGACAGUUACUGUUCAAUGUAGGCUGUGACUUGCGCUGCUUUUUUUAGAGAGCACUUGGCAAACCAGAAAUGCUUCUAGCUGUAUUUGUAUGCACUUGUUUCUUCUUUUUUUCCUUUUCUUUUUUUUUUUUUUUUAAAAUGCCAAAUACACUUUCUGACAUUGUAAAGAUUGCCUUAUUGUCUGUGAUUCCUUAUUCCUGGCCCCUGUCCUGUAGAGCUGGUCGCAUGCAGGCUUGGUCUGAGGCGGUUGGGGACAAGAGUGGCUAGCCAAGGCAGGGAUGCCCUUUGCCAUCCCACUGGCCAGGCGAGCUUAGGGAGCAGGAGGGCUUUCUCCCAGAAAUGCGUAGCUCAUGUUGCAAUGGAAGAUCCUUCAGAUCCACUCCCAAAUUGCUCACUCUUUCUCAAGGGAAGUUGCCUCCAGAGUAGGAUGUGGAGAAGUGUCCAAGAGGCGCUGUUGAGUUAGGGAUUUCUGGGUUGGUUUGUUUUUGGUUUGGUGUUUUGUUUUUUUUUUUUUUUUUAAGGCAAAGUUGACCGCAGUUCACGUGAUCAGUUGUAAGAUUACAAAACUGCAUUUAUUCACCGAUUGCAUACCAUAACGUGGAAUUUUGAUAAUGAACUUAAUUACCUGAUUGGCAAAGGCGCCAAUGUAGCACUGCCAUUUCUGAAGGCCUUCAGUGUCACUUCCGGGGCUUUUGUGUCUUUGGACUAAGCUGGGGAGGUGGGGAAGAGACUCUUUUGUUUUUAAUUUUACUUUAAUUUCCAGAUAGUGCAGAUGGACUUUGAUUUUGUUUAUCAGUCGCCUCUAGUGCUGUUGCUAUUGUUACUAUCACUGACCCGGUGUUUCCAAGUAGUGGCAGGUACGGUGUGGUACAGUGACAGCAGUGACUGAGGCUCUGCCAAAUUGCCCGCGGGCAUAUCAGUGACAGCCCAAAUGUGGGUGGAGGAAACCUGUAAUUUCCUUAUUACGUAUGCUUGAAACAAACCUACUGCUAUUCUUUGAAAAUGAAAAUAUAAACUGGUUAAAAUGAAAGCAAUUAGGGCUGUACAUAAUGGCCCCGGCCCUGCCUUUUAAGCUACUUUGGAGAACUCUUUUGUAAAGCCACUUCUUUUGAUUACGCUUCUGCAUCACCAAGCAGACUUCUAAAAUCAAUAAAUCAUUGGUUACUAGAAAUAGUUCGAGUCUUAUAGUGAUGUUUUUGUGCUGUUUAUAGUUUGUUGGCAACGCUGCAGCUGUACGAGCUCUUCUGUUGAGGUGUUUAUAACUUGGUUAUAUGUGGUUGUUUCUGAGCAAAAGGUGGUGAGGUCGUCCCUUCCCAGGGACCAGCUAAUAAACACUUUCCUUAUCGGAAGAGGAGGUGGAGGAGGAAAAAUCUGUUCAGCCAACUAUAAAUUUGAAAAAUUUUGGGUGCUUUUUAGUCAACUGUUCUUAUUGUGAUAAUGUUCAAACUGCAGUUUAAUGCAGAGUAGAUCUUUUUGGAAGACUACAGUUUUUUUAAAAAAAGAAAUGGUCAUUAUUAGUAUUUGAAGAUCCGAACUGCACAUGCACAGUAAUUUUUUAUGAAGUGUUUAAUGAGCACACCCACUACAUUGUGUUCCAUAUUACAGGUCAAUGUAAUAUUAGAUAAGACUUGCAUGAUAAACAAAUUCAUUGAAGUCAAUAUUACGCUUUAAAACUUAUAGUCAAGAUUGGUGUCUUAUGUAAACACAUUUAGCCAAUUUGAAGAAAACGCACAUUAUAUAUAUAUACCUAUAUAUAUACCUAUAUAUAAAAAAAAUGCCAACUGUAAAGGAUUCUUUGGAACCACUAUGAUCUGUGUAAAUGUGUAUUUAGGCACUUUAUUAAAAAAAAUGGAAUUUGAGCUGAUAGAUGGUAACAAGUUCUUCAAAGUUGCUUGGCAUAAUACCUCACAUGGGAUGAAGUUCAUGUUUUUGAUUAAGGUGGUAUCCCUAUACUUUAAAGAGAAGCAAAACUGAAAUCCCAAAGACUCCCUAAAAAAAAACCCUUUUGUGUUAUCAGGUGGCCCAGCUCUGAGCAUGCCGAGGGUGAGACCUGCUCCUGACAAAGUGUACCUUUAUUUUGGGGCCAAGGGAUGUUGGUGGGACUCGGUGGAGAGGCCUGUAAGGAAGCACACCUUCCUCCUCUUCCUGCCAGCCGCUUCACUUCUGCAGCUCUGGGACUCCUGGAGAGGAUGGAAACUCCCCAGCUGGUGAUGCCAGGCAGUUGCCCAGAAACAACAUAGACGAAAAGAAAUGGCACAUGGUGGCUGUGCUCACACAGCUGACUUUCAGUCCCCAGACAAGUCUAAUCUGCACCAUAAAACUUCAGAACUGCAAAAGAAAAUAAAAAAAAUAAAAACUAAAAUUUGAGGGUGUUCAUACAUAGCUCAUUUUUUUCACAUUGAAUGUUGCUUUUUUCUUUUGGUUGCUUUGCUGAAUUACAAUAAUGCUCCAGUGGAUUCUCCCUUUAUUACUAUAUUUCCUGGGCUAUACGCUUUUUUCUUUUUUUUUUCCUAUUAUUUUGAAGUGCUUUAGCUGCAACAGUGCUACUGGUAAUAUUCCUUUUUAAACUUUUUAAAAGGUGAUACUGUAAUUUGUGUAGUAUUAAAAGUGUUUUAAUGAA